Molecule: messenger RNA, 3178 nt
Organism: Mya arenaria
Lineage: Eukaryota; Metazoa; Mollusca; Bivalvia; Myida; Myidae
Product: porphobilinogen deaminase-like
Exons: 11
Coding region: 143-1261 (372 amino acids)
Biological process (GO): heme biosynthetic process
Cellular component (GO): cytoplasm
Molecular function (GO): hydroxymethylbilane synthase activity
Source: RefSeq, a predicted model, not a curated record
CAUAUUAAAAUGAAAGUACACUUUAAGCUGAAACGUGGACAAGUUGACAUUCAAGAAUAACAAGACUUUGAACUUGAUUUUGUGCACAUGUGUUUAUUGAUAGUAACCUAUAAUAUUUAUACCGUUAAUCUAAUUAGUAAAAAUGGAAGGAACGAAAACAGUUGUUAAAGUUGGAUCAAGAAAAAGCCAGCUGGCUCUUAUUCAAACCAACACCAUCAUUGCUAAAUUGAAGGAGAUACAUUCCAACUACGAGUUUGAAGUCGUUUCUAUGACAACAACAGGGGACAAAAUAUUAGAUUCAGCUCUUUCAAAGAUUGGAGCUAAGGAUUUGUUUACACGGGAGCUGGAGCUGGCCCUGGAGAAAGGAGAUGUUGAUUUUGUUGUCCAUUCCUUGAAGGAUCUUCCCACGAGGAUUGUGGAUAGUCUUGUCAUUGGCUGUGUAUACAAACGUGACAGUGAGUAUGAUGCAGUUGUGAUGCACCCCAAACACAAGGGCAAGAAACUGGACGACCUAGAUGAAAACAGUGUGAUCGGCACAAGCUCUCUUCGAAGGGCUGCUCAGCUGGCUAGAAGAUUUCCAACAUUUAAGUUUGAAAAUAUUAGAGGUAACCUAAACACACGGUUGAAGAAGCUAGAUGAGGAUAAUAAAUAUGAUGCCAUCAUACUGGCCGAGGCGGGGCUUGUACGCAUGGGCUGGAAUGACAGAAUUGCACAGGUCCUCACACCUUCUGAGUGCAUGUAUGCAGUAAGCCAAGGAGCAAUGGCAGUGGAGUGUCGGGCGGGGGAUGAGAAAACCCUUGCCCUAUUGUCCCCAAUCCAUGACCAGGACACCGCCCUACAGUGCAUUGCUGAGAGGGCUUUCCUAAAACAGCUGGAGGGAGGCUGUAGUGUUCCAGUUUGUGUGUGUUCAACCCUGACAGACUCACAGAUUUCGUUAAAAGGUGGAGUGUACAGUAUAGAUGGUAAACAGAGUGUUAUAGACACUGUUACCAAGACGUUUCCAGAGGAACCGGCCGCUAAGAAGAAGGCAACCAAUGGGCACACAUUUUCUGCUAUUGUCCAUGGCAACAUAGAGCUGGUACUGUGCCAGACCGCUGAGGCUGCUGGGAUGGAGCUCGCAAACCGUCUCCUAGUAACCGAAGCAGCAGACAUUCUGGCGGAGGCGAAGAGGCAGACAGCAGAGGCUGUGAUCGCGGAACAGAAGAGAAAAGAGCAAGAAGCUGUAGAAAAAGCAAAAAUGGCAGAAACUGCGUCAUCCUAGAUUUCAUAUUUAAUUUAGAUUGUCUUUCCUUUGUUAUGUGUUCAUGUUUUUAAGAUAUAAGUAUUUAUUUUGAGACAUGAUUUUGCAACUACUGCAUUACAUAUUAUAUUUUAUCACUCGUAUAUCAUUAUUAUUAGGUUAUCAUAUUGGAAAGCAGGAAUUGGUGAAAGUUUGAGUGAUAGGUAAGAUUAUGAUUCCCAGGUGUCAAUUAUCAAAACUACUUGGCAGACAAACUAUUCUUGCACUUUUACAUGUUUUUCAGAAAAUUAUGAUUUAUUUUUCCGAAAGCAUGUUUAGCUACAAAAGUCCCUACCAUAACAAAUUCUGAGAAGUAGAGAAUUUCUUUACUUUCUUGGAUUUAAUUUCUUUAACACUACAGAAGUAGCAAGGCUAUGGUUAUUCCACAGGUGAAUAGUAAGAAGGUUUCAGAACAUAUUGUUUGUUACAGUGUAAGAUCGUAAUAGAUUUCACCAAGCGAGCACCAACAGCUUUAUUUCAUGAGUGACAUAGCCAUUAGUGAAUUAUUUACUUUUGGCAUAUAUGAGGUGAUUAUAUUGUGAUCUUACACUGAAAUAAACAAUUUUUCUUUUUAAUUAUAUUCCUGAAAAGGAUUUUAAAUGACAGUUUAAUUGAAGAUUUUCAUAAAAGCGUGCCAAAUUAAAUGUGAACGUAAUAUCAUUUCAGAAAAGACGUUAUUGAAUAUGUGUCCCAGCCCUUUGAACGCUGAUUUUUGAUAUGGAAUUGAGAGGGGGCUAAAAUUUCAAAACAGUGAAAAUAUCAAAAUGUUAUUUCACUGUUUAAAACAGUGAAAUAUCAUUUUUAUUUCAUGGAUAGUUCUCUAUAAGCCACCAGAAAGCAUAUAAUAAUGUAUUUAAUAUAUACUUCUUCAAUGCUGUAUUUUAAGAAUGUUGUUGUUUUUAAAUUAUUGCUUUUUAAUAAUUUUAUUGUUGAGUACCGUAUUUUCUCGACUAUAAGACGGGGAAAUUGGGUCCCGAUUUUACCCCCAAAGUAGGGGACCCGUCUUAUAAGCGAGUCGAUAAAAUAUUAAAAAAAAUUCAAGUCAAAAUCAGUUAAAUUUUACAUAGGGUAUUCGUCUAUCCAGUCUAUUGUCUGCUGAUAUAAGUAUGGGGCAAUUAAGUAAACAACAACACGAAAUCUCUUCACCGCGCGUGCUCUGACGUCACACAGUGUACCAUUAUAUCUGCAUUUUUUCUCAUGGCGCGUGUCAGUAUAAUUAGUUUGACAGAUAUAUCAAAUCAAUAAAUUGGAAUCUUAAUAUGAUGUAGGUACCUAACUGUCAAUUUGAUUAAGCAAACAAAUGACAAUGCGAAUAUGAAUCCUUUAUGUUCGUCGCCAAUCAAGGGACAAUAUUGCCUAAAGCAUUAUUGCUAAACAAACACCUAUUCAUGCCUCGGCUUUUUGCAGUUAUGUUAUUGAAGCCAUUUAUUUUGCCGAAGAACUUCAUUGGUGUCUUCAAUAAAAAAAUAAACUAAAACAAACAUAUGUUGUUAUUGAUUAAUUAUUACAAUUUCGAUAAGUAACGACCUGUCCUGCAAACUUAUGUACUCAUUUUUAACCUACCUACAAAUAGAGAGCUCACAGUUGACCGCCAUUUUCUUUGAGUAAAACAAAACAGUUACCGCGAAAGUCGAUAAUUGUAUGCUGGGCUUGAACAUUUUUACACAUUAGAAUUUUUUUUAGCAUUUUAGAUUUGCUUAAAAAUUGACCCCGUCUUAUAAGCGAGUCGAAACAAAAAGCACCAGAUUUCAUGGGCAAAGUUAGGGGGCCGUCUUAUAAGCGAAUCGCCUUAUAGUCGAGAAAAUACGGUAGUACAUAGGUUUUAUCCAAUACUCGCCAAUAUAUGCACACUUAUUUUGUUUUGAUAAUUAUUAUAAAAAAAGCAAAAAAAAAAAAUAA